UGUCGAACUCUCAUUGUCAUUGGUUCGAUUUCCUUGCGAUCCCGCACGGCAGCAAUAACGCCCAGUGGCUUUUCCUCUUCCCCCGCCCGCAUGCACUACAACGUCUUUCGACCCCCUUCCUUUCUGUGUUCAUGCCAAAGAGACAGAAUCUGAAGAAUAAACUAAAAGUAUACACUGUACAGAAAAAUGAGUCACUAAGAUCUAGUCAUGAUUCGGAUGCUCAAGCGAGAACCGCGGACAAUGUGGACAGUGUGAGCACCAAACUCGCCAAAUUGCGCUCCGAGCAAGCCCGUGCAGCAUGGAAUCGACAACGACAGCAACGACCUAUACCCAGCAAUAUGGCUGAACAAUCUUUGAAUUUGGGUCCGUCCUGGUUAAUGCCAGCCAUCUCGCCUAGUACAGUCGAAGCAUCAACUUCGCACCGUUCGGCAGCAGGACCACCACCACCUCGUUCUUGGAUCACGAGAAAGAGCAAUCAAAUCAGGACCAUCCACCGGAAAGUAUCGAAUCCGACGGAAGGAGUGCCCUCACUUUGCUGGUUAUGCUCUGUCGCUAUAGCAAGGCGUCUAGCUGAGGAUUACCGAUUGCACGCGGAUCGAUAUGACAAGGCUUUUGCAUCGCUUUCCAUCCGAGUCAAGCAGUCCCUACUUCGAGCAUUGGCUACAUCAACGGGUAUCAAUGACCGCCUGCUCAAAUUGUUUCAAGAUGAAGAAUACGAUGAUCUGUGCUUAGAAAGUAGUUCGAUCUCAUUUUCAAAGCUGCUACGGACGUAUUGGCGGGUGAAGCCGCUUCAAGCGAAGCCUCCACCGGAAUUGGCGGUGAAGGAGGACUGGGAGGAUGAAGAAGAGGAAGAGGUUAACCAAGAGCAGAGCUGGCCCGAAGGAGAAGGUUACAUCUUUGAUCCAGACGAUAACAAAAAAGAAGACACCGAAAUGUCAUAUGCGAUGCAACAAGUUUUGGAGUGUGCUGUCCCCGGCAUUGCACGUGGCCGACCGUAUCUCCUGUCCAUGCCUAUGGCGUCUACGUUGGUUUCUCUGAAUCUAUCCUUUAUUCGUCCCGUGCUGCCAUCCAUAGAUCUGGCAUAUUUGAUCGUCACCACAUUACCCCACCUUGCAAGUUUAUCUACCGCUGCUUGUUUCACGGCUACGGAAGGACCACGUGCGCUGUUUAUUUUAUCGCACGGAUUGCGGCGACUGGAGUAUUGGGAUAUUGGGUAUCAUGAAUGGAUGCAAUUGGAAUUGCUGUGUGGGCCAGAUAUCGGUGCGUCAAUCAACUGGAAAAAGGACCUGCUCUAUCUGAAGGUUCUCGGUUUACAAUCGUCGGGACGGAACGAUGACUUGUCACUGAUUGGUCGACGGUUUUCACGUUGGUUCAAUAAUGAAAUAGCGUCUUUGCGAAAAUACCCUCUCCGGAUUUUAUGGCCAUAGUUGUAAAAAUAUAUAAUUUGGAUAGAAAGUCUCAAUAAAGCAGACAGAAACAAUCA
Messenger RNA from Radiomyces spectabilis, 1483 nucleotides. RefSeq lists its product as uncharacterized. The coding region runs from base 132 to 1427 and encodes 431 amino acids. The record is from RefSeq and is a predicted model, not a curated record. Lineage: Eukaryota; Fungi; Mucoromycota; Mucoromycetes; Mucorales; Radiomycetaceae. The transcript has a single exon.